Molecule: messenger RNA, 4375 nt
Organism: Poeciliopsis prolifica (blackstripe livebearer)
Lineage: Eukaryota; Metazoa; Chordata; Actinopteri; Cyprinodontiformes; Poeciliidae
Product: kinesin-like protein KIF1C
Biological process (GO): microtubule-based movement
Molecular function (GO): microtubule motor activity; ATP binding; microtubule binding
Source: RefSeq, a predicted model, not a curated record
CCACGGGGACGCGCCCGCGCUCCUCACGCACUCACCGCCGCGCGGCCAGGCCACCGGCCAGCCUCUCAGCCUCUCCUCCCCUCGCUGCUUCUCCUUCUCCUCUGUUCGGGCCCGGUUCUCCUUGACUCGUCCCCCUCCCGGUCGGACCGGGCCGGACCCGCUGACGGAUCACCGCCUUCCAGCCGCUCUGUCCCGGGACGCGCCGCUUCUUGCCGCCCUGGCCGCCCCGGCUGCCUGGCUCCAGGUCCGGGCCUAAACUCUCCCCCAGCCCGGCCCUCCGGCUUCCGGUCCUCUGACGGCCUCCAGAACCGGGCAGUGACGUCACCCGGGAAAAGUCGGCCCGGAUCCUCCGUUAGAUCCGGUCGGAAUAAAGUUUUACUCUGAGUCGGACCCCGCUGACCCGCCUGGCUGUCCCGGUACCGACAGGCCCGAACCCAACCGGAACCAGAACCAGGAUUGUUUACUUUGCUGCUGGAGGACAUCAUGUGGACCGACUGAACCGAACCGACACCGCGGGUUUCCUCCGGUACAGGAGGAGUGGGCGGAGCUAAACCAUGGCGGGCGCUUCGGUGAAGGUGGCGGUGCGAGUCCGACCGUUCAACUCCAGAGAGCUGGGACGCAACGCCAAGAGUGUGAUCCAGAUGCAGGGCAACAGCACCUGCAUCUCUAACCCAAACAGCCCAAAGGGAGCCAAGACCUUCACAUUCGAUUACUCCUACUGGUCACACACCACGCCUGAAGAUGAGAACUUUGCGUCUCAGAAGCAGGUUUACAAGGACAUCGGGGAGGAGAUGCUGCUGCACGCCUUCGAAGGAUACAAUGUGUGCAUAUUUGCUUACGGUCAGACCGGAGCAGGAAAAAGCUACACCAUGAUGGGAAGGCAGGAGCCGGGCCAGGAGGGGAUCAUCCCCCAGCUGUGCGAGGACCUGUUCCAGCGGACGGGUCAGAACACGGACCCGGACCUGACCUACUCAGCGGAGGUGUCCUACAUGGAGAUCUACUGCGAGCGGGUCCGGGAUCUGCUCAACCCGACCUCACAGGUCCUUCGAGUGCGGGAGCAUCCCAUCCUGGGCCCGUACGUGGAGGACCUGUCCAAACUGGCCGUGACCGGAUUCACCGACAUCCGGGAGCUGAUGGACGAAGGCAACAAAGCCCGGACGGUUGCUGCCACCAACAUGAACGAGACGUCGUCCAGGUCACACGCCGUCUUCACCAUCGUCUUCACCCAGAAACGCAGAGACCAGAUGACCAGCCUGGACACGGAGAAGGUCAGCAAGAUCAGCCUGGUGGACCUGGCUGGCAGCGAGCGCGCAGACUCCUCAGGGGCAAAGGGCACCCGGCUGAAGGAAGGAGCAAACAUCAACAAGUCUCUGACCACGUUGGGCAAAGUGAUCUCAGCUCUGGCAGAAAUGCAAAGCAACAAGAAGAGGAAAAGUGACUUCAUCCCCUACAGAGACUCUGUUCUCACCUGGCUGCUGAAGGAGAAUCUGGGAGGAAACUCCCGGACCGCCAUGAUCGCCGCUUUAAGUCCUGCUGACAUCAACUACGAGGAAACACUGAGCACCCUGAGGUACGCCGACCGGGCCAAGCAGAUCCGCUGCAACGCCAUCAUCAACGAGGAUCCAAACGCCAAGCUGAUCCGGGAGCUGAAGGCCGAAGUGGACCGGCUGAGGAACCUGCUGUUCUCCCAGGGCCUGCAGGAGCUGCUGCAGAACACCGUCAACAACAACAUCAGCCUGGCGGGAGCAGCAGGAGCAGCGGCAGCAGCAGGAGCAGCAGGAGCAGCGGCAGCAGCAGGUGCGGUCGCCGCCCCCCCGCCGCUGAUCCCAACAGCCAAUGGGAUCGCAGCUGCAGCAGACUCCGCCCCCGCAGAUUUUCCUUCUGCUGAAGCCGAAGCUCCACCUGCAGGAGACUCACCUGCUGACCUCGCCCCCCCCACCCAGAACGGCCGGGACGCAGAGGAGGCCGUGGCUACGGAAACCAUCAGCAAGGAGGAGGCGGCCGAGAUGCUGAUGGAAACGGAGAAAAUCAUCGCAGAGCUGAACGAGACGUGGGAGGAGAAGCUGAGGAAGACCGAGUCCAUCCGGCUGGAGAGGGAGUCGCUGCUGGCAGAGAUGGGCGUGUCCAUAAAGGAGGAUGGAGGAACUCUGGGAGUUUUCUCCCCGAAAGGAACGCCUCACCUGGUGAACCUGAACGAAGACCCGCUGAUGUCCGAGUGUCUGCUCUACUACAUCAAGGAGGGGUUCACCAGGGUUGGACAGCAGGACGUGGACGUCAAGCUGUCUGGACAGUUUAUUAAGGAGAUUCACUGUGUGUUCGUCAGUGAGACCAACGAGCAGGGAGAAGUGGUGGUCACUCUGGAGCCGCUAGUGGGAGCCGAGACGUACGUGAACGGGAAGCAGAUCACCGAGGCCGUGGUCCUAAAACAAGGUAACCGCAUCGUGAUGGGGAAGAACCACGUGUUCAGGUUCAACCACCCAGAGCAGGCGAGGCUGGAGAGGGAGCGCAGCGUCACGGCUGAGCAGCAGGGGGAGCCAGAGGACUGGAACUACGCUCAGAAGGAGCUGCUGGAGAAGCAGGGCAUCGACAUCAAGCUGGAGAUGGAGAAGAGGCUGCAGGACGUGGAGACCCAGUACCGCAAGAAGGAGGAGGCCGACCUGCUGCUGGAGCAGCACAGACUGUACGCAGACAGCGACAGCGGAGACGACUCCGACAAACGGUCCUGUGAGGAGAGCUGGAGGCUGAUUUCCUCCCUGAGGGAGAAACUUCCUGCUAACAAGGUGCAGAGCAUCGUGAAGCGCUGCGGCCUGCCCAGCAGCGGGAAGCGGCGCGAGCCGCUCCGGGUCUACCAGAUCCCCCAGAGGAGGCGGAUCAGCAAAGACCCCAAGCGGGUCACCAUGGAGGACCUGAGGAUGCAGGCCGUCAAGGAGAUCUGCUACGAGGUGGCUCUGGGAGACUUCCGCCACUCGCGGCAGGAGAUCGAGGUGUCCAUCGUCAAGAUGAAGGAGCUCUGCCGCAUGUACGCCAAGAAGGACUCCAACGAGAAGGAGAGCUGGAAGGCCGUGGCCCAGGACGUCUGCGACACGGUGGGCAUCGGCGAGGAGCGCAGCCCCCCCGCCGAGGAGGGCGGCGGCGGAGAGACGGGCGAGGGAGGGCAGAAGGGAAAGGUGUACGACCUGAAGGCUCACAUCGACAAGCUGACGGACAUCCUGGAGGAGGUGAAGCUGCAGAACAACAUGAAGGACGAGGAGAUCAAAGCCCUGAGAGACAGGAUGAUCAAGAUGGAGAGCGUCAUACCUGUCCAGGACGACGACAUGAACGGAGAAGGAGGCGAUUCCACGCAGAGGGAGGCAGGAGGAGGAGGAGGCCCUGACCUGGACCCGAACGACCCGCCGGAGGUCAGAGUUCAACGCCUCAUGGACGAGGACCCGGCGUUCAGGAGAGGGCGCCUCCGCUGGCUGAAGCAGGAACAGCAGCGCAUCCAGAACCUACAGAAGCAGAACAUCACCAAGAAACUGAGAGGACAGAACCAGAACCCAGGUCAGCUGCUCCCCACCGUCCCGGUCCAUCUUCCCGGUACCGGCCGCUUCAUCCCCCCCCAGGAGUGCAAACUGAAGUUCCCCUUUAAGAGCAACCCGGCCCACCGGUUGUCCUGGGGACCGGCCAGCGAGGCGCUGCAGGCUCUGGGUCUGGGCGUCGAGCAGGGCGGGGCGGCGGAGGAGGACGGAGCGGGGGGGGGCUCCCCCACGCCUCCCCCGCUGCUGCCCCUCCCCUUCCCCUCGGCCCCCCCUCGCAUGCGCACACCCAGCCCUCACCACGCCUGGCAACAGCGUAACCAAGGCAACCAGCCCGGCAACAACCAGAACUACCAGCGGCGCCAUCGCCGCGGCUCCCUGGACGGCGGCGAGCAGGGCGGGGGCGGUCACCAGGGGCGACCCCGGCAGCGCAGGGGGGCGUCGCCCGGCGGGGAGCGGGGGGGCCGGCCGGGGGCCCGGGGCGGCAGCAGGGACAGAGACGGAGGCUUCUACUACACCCAGCGGCAGCACCAUCAGUUCCACCCGCAUCCCUACUACGACUCCCAGAAUGCACCAUUCCAGCCCAACUACCACAGCCUGCCGCGCUCCGGACCCCCGCCCCUCCCCGACAUGCUGCUGGGGGCGGGGCCUCCGCCCGCCGCCUCAUCCUGGGCCUUCGGCACGCCGCCCAGGAUGAGGCGGCAGUUCAGCGCCCCCGACCUGAAGAACAAGGAGAACGUCAUGUGACCCAACGCUGGCCUCUGAUUGGCUGCAGAUCCUCAUGCUGUAGAGAGCAGACCGAGCGUGUGUGUGUGUGUGUGUAUCUGUGUGUGUGUGUGUGUGUGUAUCUGUGUGUGUGU